AUGAAGAUUUCCGUCCUCGAAGCCACCCGUGGAGCCAGCAAACUGGGCGUUGCUUCGAAAUUUGGCGUAGCAGGCGCUCCCCCAAGCAAUCACGAAUGUCAGCUCAUCAAGACGUCAUCACAGCAGACUCAUAGGUGCAUUCCCGACCAGCGGACACAAGGGCGGCUUGCUGGAAGCGACAAUCAUGCACAAUCACGAAUCAUGAAUGUGGCGCAAAGGUUUGAGCAGAGACGGCUGCUGGCGCAAAACGCUUCCUUUGGCUCGCUCUUGGCCUGCCUCAAUCGCCGCGCAGAGCGAGCCUUCGACGACCGCAGCGCUGCCUCUUCUCUACCACCGAUCUACAAGCCAUCUUAG
This is a messenger RNA of Mycosarcoma maydis (corn smut), 354 nucleotides long. RefSeq lists its product as uncharacterized. The coding region runs from base 1 to 354 and encodes 117 amino acids. The transcript is spliced from 3 exons. The record is from RefSeq and is a predicted model, not a curated record. NCBI's taxonomy places the organism in Eukaryota, Fungi, Basidiomycota, Ustilaginomycetes, Ustilaginales.